AUGGCGAUCACAGCCCGCCCUCGUCGAUCCACAGCUCGCACCGUCUCAUAUAUCAACCUUUUCGCACCUGCAUCAACUUCAGGUUCGUCAUCAUCGUCGUCUGGAGAUUCAGACAGCGACGAAGAGGGCGAGGGGUCAAGUGGGGGUCACGACGCGUCGGAUCGCAAGCCGAGUGCGAGCACCAGCAAGGGCAAGAGCUCUGCCAAGAAGGCAGGCAAGAGCGAGGCGAAGUCCAAAAGGAAGGGAAAAGGACGUGCAGCUUCGUCGGACGAAGACAGUGGAUCGGUGUUUGGGAGCUCGGACGCAGCGGAGGAGGAGGCCGCUGACGAUGACGACGAGGUGGAUGAACUGCUCGAAGCAUCCGACGACGACGAUGCAGGCUCUGAACCUGAAAGAUCGGAUGCUGGGUCGACCGAUCGCGAUGCCAAUGCAGGACCGGCAGUCAAGAUGCAUCGCAAGGUGCUGAAACCGACAGCCGCAAGGAGGAGAUCUUCGGGCAAACACACCAAAACCCGUACCGACCACGUCCACUCAAGACGAGCUCAGCCACCGAGGCAGAAGCAAAGGAGAUUGUUGGACCCGAAUUGGAUCACUAUCGGUGCGAGUUACGAACCACCGUAUCGAGCACUUGACGAAGGCACCGACAGUUCGCCUUGGACGAUUCGUGAUGAGGGAGAAACGACCGAGACGAUCGAUGAUGAGGCACAGUCCAAGUUCAUGGAGGCGUGGGCGAUGCACCCUUUCGGCAUUCACAAAUCAUUGCUCCGUGAUAAUGCAUGGGAGAAGGGCAAGUGGACCGCAACGGGCAUGUCGCCCAAGUGGGGCGGCUGGUACGACUCUAAACCCUCCACUUCGGUCCUUUCCGCGGAGUAAGGCCUGAACACGUCUACAGCCGGAGGGUGGCUUGCUCACCAAUCGUCCGCAUUGACUUCUCACAGAGAGUGCACUGCAUACCUUCCUACUCUCGUCUAUCCCUCCCGACCGACCAAAGUCUACCUCGGCGAAGAACUGGCUGCCGAGGUCGACCACCAUAGCGAAGCAAAUUCAGCUGCGAUGCCAGUCGAUGAGGAUGAAGGGGAGGCUGGAGAUGAUCAUGAGCUAGAAGAAGGAAUCAAGAUCUGGGCUGGACCUUUGUUUGACGAGAAUGAGCAGCAGCUUGUCCACUUGAAGCGCUUCGAAACGCAUCGGCUGGGUACGUCGGGCUGCGACUAGGACGUGGACGCGCCAAGAAAGGUGUGACACCGCUGAUGGCUCUCAUUGAUUGAUAUCUAACAACAGACGAAUACCUUCCAAACAAACCUGGCCACAUGUUGAACGCUGGGGGCCCAGUCUCGGGCCUUGUUUGGUGUCCACGCCCCGACCCCGCCCCAUGCACAGGUUGGUCGGUCGAGCGAAACAGGGCAUGAUGCAGCCAACUCAUCAAAAGGUCUUCCAACAGAAUACCUUGCCGUCUCGUGCUUCUGCUCGGCCGAAGCGACACUGAAGAUGACCAAAGUGCCCGGUCCGACGAUGAUUCAAAUCUGGUCUCUUGAUACGUCCGAUCCCAGCGAUAUUUCGCUGGUUACCUCAUCGUCAGCCGAGGCUCAAAUGAAGUUUGAGAUGGCACUUUGCGUCGAUCAAGGGGAUGCAUGGGAACUCAAGUGGUGCCCUCGGGGAGGCGAUCGAACGAAGCUGAUGGAUCACGAUGAGACCGAAGAGAGCCUGGGUUUGCUCGGCGGUGUUUUCGAAGACGGAAGUGUGGCCGUGUUCACUGUGCCUAAUCCAGUCGAGGCGAGAAAACAACACAAGAUUAUGAAUGACGAUACACUCUACUGUGAGUCCUCAAACUCAUCGACCCAUCCGUAACGCUCGUACUAACCGUGUUUUCCUUGUACGCAGUGGCAGCCAAGCCGACACUGAGGAUGGAACUGCCCGAUACGAAGUGCACUUGCUUUGACUGGGCAAGCUACGAGACUAUUGUCGCCGGGUGCAACAAUGGCUGGGUUGCCGUGUGGUCCGUCGGUGAUGCGCUGCGAUCUGGUGGCAAAAUCCAAAGUGAGUGCGAGCCAAGUUGAGCAAGUUGAGCGUUGACGCUGUGAGUGUCCAGCUAAUGAUCUUCCUCGCUGUCACAGCGGCGCGGCCGACUCAUUACUUCAACGUCCACUUUGCCAUUAUCCGAUCAAUUGCCGUCAUCCGAGUGCCCCCGCUUUCCACCGCACUCGAUGGUACGUUGGAUCUCGACGGCGAGCCGACGAUCAUCGCCACGACGGGGUACGAUGGAAGCGUCUUCAAGACCGAUCUACGCGAUCUGUCCUCGGUCUCUCUAAUGCAUCACGAGCGAAGUGAGUCGGAGUCGGUGGGAUGUUGAAGUAUUUUGCCUCGGCCGAGAAAAGAACUGACUUCGUUGGCUUCCCACGGCGACCACAGGCACGGGAAUCGCGCUCGCCUACUGUUCGCAAUCAGGUUUGUUGCUCAGCGAUGAUCCUGAAGCCCGCGUGCGUGGUUCGGUGCUCAAGCCCAACAAGUCGGCGGCAAGGGUGUGGCUCUCGGCCCAUACUGGCCCAAUCUGGGUGAGGAUAAUUUACGCGCUCGUUUGCCUGGAUAAGGCAUUGGCGAUCCAGCCUGGCUAACUACUCUUCUGCUGGUCGUUUAUAUCAGUCAAUCGCCUCCUCUCCACAUCACCCUUUCGCAGCCUCAGCUAGUGCCGAUGGUUGUUUAAUCAUUGCCAACACGAUCCGACCCAACCGUGAUCGAGUCGUCAAAGUCAGUUCAGUCUCCAAUUGGCUCUCUCAUCUAAAGCCCUCAAAAGACUAACCUCCUAAAGUCUCCGUUUUCCUCUCUACCGCUUCCAAAACGACAGGGCAAUUACGCCCAAAAAAUCUACCGCCUGGACUUCCACCGUAAAUUGGGCGAGUAUCGCAUGAUCGACAACAUGUUACCCGAAGCUCGACCGACGGCCGAUUCAAAGGGGAAGAUUAUGUUCCGAGGAUCGAUGUCGACGGCGUCAUGGUCGCCUGAAGUAGGGAUUGCUAGGGUCGCUUGGCAUCCAGCUUUGGAUCGGUGUGCUUUGUUGGCGAGUGGGACGAUGUGUGGGUUAGUUAGAGUCGAUUGGUGCGAAGGUGGGAAAGGGGUGGCUUGA
Microbotryum saponariae is the source of this 3118-nucleotide messenger RNA. The record is from the annotation of a GenBank genome assembly. NCBI's taxonomy places the organism in Eukaryota, Fungi, Basidiomycota, Microbotryomycetes, Microbotryales, Microbotryaceae.